AUGGAGUAUAAAAAAACGAAAAGGACCAACCAGUACAUCUUUGAAGGGAGCAGACACCAGGCUAAGAGGCAGAAGAUUAACGUCAACGCAGAGUGCAAGGGGAUUCUGAUCUCCACGCUGAGCCCCAAGCGAACGAACAUAGGCAUAAAAGAAUUUUUGAAUUUUCUGAAGGUCCACUUUCCCAGUGAGGCAGAUGAAGCGUCGGUGAAACAGGGACCGAGCAAGGAGGAUCAUCAGAAGGAGGAGAACAAGCCGAACGGAGAGCAAGCGGAACAAGAAGGAGAAGGAGGCCGCAUGGAAAAACAACUGAAGGAUGAAAUCAAGAAGGAGAACAUGGAGUACAACCGCUUUGCCCCGCUUCGAAAUAUAGUAAAAAAUUUUACCUUCAUAAAAUUUAAUAAUGUAACUGAGAAGAACCCAUCGGACAUGGUUCAGCAGAUCUUCGUGUUAGCUCACAACAAGAAGGAAAAGUAUAUCCUCCGACAUUUGUGUAAAAUUAUUCCACUGGACUGCAUUUGCAAACCACACUUGUCUCCCUUCAUAAAGGCCAUCCUGCCAGUUCUGAAGGGGAACUUUCCGGAAGGGACGUGCGUGAAGGAAAACUUCACCUUUGGCCAUUUGUUCAAGCUGAUGAACGUGUCGGCGGAGGAGGAAGAAAAGAAGGAAGGUGAGGAGGAGGGUGACAAGGUGGGUGAUAAGGAGGGCGAUAAGGAGGAUGAUAAGAAGGAAGACCAGACGAAGGACGAUCAGAAGAUGGAGGAAAACAAACCUAAGGAAGAGACAGCGCCAAGUGAAGACAAAAACGCCAAUGGAAAAAAGGUUUCGUGGGCCCUCAUUUACAAAUGCUCGAACACGAAGACUCUGAUGAAAAAAGACGUGUUGACAGUUCUAGACAACUGCAUAGGAAGCAACUAUUCCGUUAAUUUGAGUAACCCUGACUUGGCCGUGGUGGUUUACGUGACAGAGGUUCGUUUUGCAUGUUUGAAAAAGGAGAUCAUGUGCGGAAUUAGCAUCGUCAAAGGUUACGAAAAGACGAGGAAGUUUAACAUAGCGGCGUUUAACGAGGAUUCCUGA
Molecule: messenger RNA, 1074 nt
Organism: Plasmodium coatneyi
Lineage: Eukaryota; Apicomplexa; Aconoidasida; Haemosporida; Plasmodiidae
Exons: 3
Coding region: 1-1074 (357 amino acids)
Biological process (GO): tRNA modification
Molecular function (GO): RNA binding
Source: RefSeq, a predicted model, not a curated record